AUGUCUAACGAUGUCACUCCGGAGGCCAUGCAGCAGCGCAUUCAGCAGGCGCGCCGCGAAGCAGAGAGCCUGAAGGAUAGAAUUAAGCGCAAGAAGGAUGAUUUGGCCGACGGCACGCUAUCGAGUAUUGCGAAAAGUCAACAAGAAGCUCUACCCAGGAACCAGAUGAUGAGGACAAAGAAGACCUUGAAGGGCCAUCUCGCCAAGAUCUACGCCAUGCAUUGGUCCACAGACCGAAGGCAUCUGGUAUCGGCAUCGCAAGACGGAAAAUUGAUUAUCUGGGAUGCAUACACUACAAACAAAGUCCACGCCAUUCCAUUACGAUCCUCGUGGGUCAUGACUUGUGCUUAUGCUCCAAGUGGUAACUACGUUGCAUGCGGUGGUUUGGACAAUAUUUGUUCAAUUUAUAAUCUCAACCAACAGCGCGAAGGACCCCAAAAGGUUGCCCGAGAACUGUCAGGUCACUCUGGAUACCUUUCGUGCUGUCGGUUCAUCAAUGACCGAUCCAUCCUGACUUCCUCCGGUGAUAUGACUUGUAUGAAGUGGGAUAUUGAGUCUGGCCAGAAGGUCACAGAGUUCGCGGACCAUCUAGGUGAUGUUAUGAGCAUAAGCAUCAACCCCACAAACCAAAAUACCUUUGUGUCUGGAGCUUGCGAUGCGUUUGCGAAAUUAUGGGAUAUUCGAGCCGGUAAAGCUGUUCAGACCUUCGCUGGUCAUGAGUCAGAUAUCAACGCCAUCCAAUUCUUCCCUGAUGGCCAUUCAUUCGUCACUGGUUCUGAUGACGCUACCUGCCGCCUAUUUGACAUUCGCGCCGAUAGAGAGCUCAACCAAUACGGAAACGAGUCGAUCCUUUGCGGCAUCACAUCCGUCGCUACCUCCGUCUCCGGCCGACUCUUGUUUGCCGGUUAUGAUGACUUCGAGUGCAAGGUUUGGGAUAUCACUAGGGGCGAGAAGGUUGGAUCGCUGGUUGGCCACGACAACCGUGUUAGCUGUUUGGGGGUCAGCAAUGAUGGCAUGAGUUUGUGCACUGGAUCUUGGGAUUCAUUGCUCAAGGUCUGGGCCAUGUAA
Messenger RNA from Lachnellula hyalina, 1068 nucleotides. It is a transcript of the gene GB-1, whose product is annotated as Guanine nucleotide-binding protein subunit beta. Gene Ontology annotation, cellular component: cytoplasm; heterotrimeric G-protein complex. The transcript is spliced from 5 exons. The record is from RefSeq and is a predicted model, not a curated record. Gene Ontology annotation, molecular function: signaling receptor complex adaptor activity; protein binding. NCBI's taxonomy places the organism in Eukaryota, Fungi, Ascomycota, Leotiomycetes, Helotiales, Lachnaceae. Gene Ontology annotation, biological process: G protein-coupled receptor signaling pathway. Bases 1 to 1068 code for a protein of 355 amino acids.